AUGGGAGAAGAAGGGGAAGAUACACAGAAGCUGAAGAGAAUGGCGGCGGCGGCGUACGAUUACAACACCGACCCACGAUGGGCGGACUAUUGGUCCAACGUUCUCGUUCCACCCAACAUGGCAUCCCGCUCCGAUGUUAUUAAUCACUAUAAGCGCAAGUUCUACCAGCGUUACAUUGAUCCCAAUCUGAUUGUUGAGUCAAUGACUACUGGCAGUACAUCUCAGCAAGCAAGACCAUCAGCAACAUCUUCGUCAACUUCUGCGACAAAUAGUAAUUCACAUACACAGAAUUCAGGUUCUGCCGGUAGAACUACGGGCACGGACAGAACACCAGCUCCGAAUUCAACAUCGUUGCGUUGGGAUAAACAAACUAUUCAAUUUUCUGUCAAUGCUUGGGUCUCUGCGGUUGCCGUUCUUGCUAUCUUUCCUCUUGUUCCUAAGAAUCUGUCAAACCGGGCAUUUCGGCUUUCCUUCAUGGGGACUGCAUGUUCUUCUCUGUAUUCAUUAUAUUCAUUAUAUGGGAAACCUAGAGCAUGGAACUUGCAGGCGCUGCAAGUUUGGUUUCAAUCAGUGGCAGUUACCAAAGAUUUUAUCUACUCCAUUUACUGCCUCACCUUUGUCACUUCAAAUCUGUGCCUCAAAUUUGCUUUGAUUCCAAUUUUGUGUUUGUCCCUUCAGCAUGUUGCAAAGUUCCUUCGGCGUAACUUUAGCGGAUCCACCUUGUACAGGAAAUACUUGGAAGAGGCCUGUGUUUGGAUUGAUUCAAAUACAACAACACUUAGCAUUCUGUCUUCACAGGCUGAGAUUGGACUUGGAUUUCUUCUGAUUCUCUCUCUUUUCUCGUGGCAGCGCAACAUUGUACAAGCAUUUAUGUAUUGGCAGCUUUUAAAGCUUAUGUACCAGGCCCCUGCAACUGCCGGUUACCAUCAAAGUGCAUGGGCCAGGAUCGGGAGGACCUUAAAUCCACUAAUCUAUCGCUAUGUACCUUUCCUGAACACCCCAAUUAGUGCUAUUCAGAAAUUGUGGUUUAGGUAA
This is a messenger RNA of Fraxinus pennsylvanica, 1035 nucleotides long. Lineage: Eukaryota; Viridiplantae; Streptophyta; Magnoliopsida; Lamiales; Oleaceae. The record is from the annotation of a GenBank genome assembly.